UUCCAUUGCAGACGAUAAAUAUAGUCCGUCACUGACUAAGGGGGGCACGCCAGCAAGACACAGCAGAGACAGGAUAUCUACUUCCUCCUCAGUGAGAGACAGAUCAGCUCUCUAUCUGUCAAGAGCAGCAGCCAGCGACUCCACAGGAGGCUCGAAACAGCCCGAACUCGUCAAUACUCCAGGAACGAGAGCUAAAAACAGCAAGAUGGCUGAAGCAGCCAGGAAAGUCACAGUUUCACAUUCAUCUCAUGAUGAAGACGACCUGCCUCCCCCCCCGCCUCCUCCUGUACCACCAAGACCCCUCGACUAUGAAGGGCCAUCAGCAUUAACUAGUCUGCCCGUACCUCCACCGAAAGAAACCUUUUCCACGUUCUACCAGCAACGUCAGAAAAGUGAGCUGAAGAGGCUCUUUAAACACAUCCACCCAGACCUGAGGGCAAGUCUCGAUGACGCCGUGGACGAUGAGGUAAUGAAGGCGGUGCAGUCAGAAAAAACUCAGGCGGAUGCAGCUUAUCAAGGUGAAGUUCAGUCCAUGAGGUGGAUCUUUGAGAAUUGGACUCUGGACAAUAUCGGGGACCCUCAUGCAACCAAGAAGCUGCUGGAUGAAGAAGAGUUAAAAGGCGGAAACGUCCGAGGCACCUCCUCCAUGUUUGAACAUAUCGACGACACCCAACACAUGUCCGCCAGAAGACAGGCGUCUGUCAGAGGAGAUGUGAGAACAUCGACAUGGCUAUUUGAGUCCCAGCCUUUAGAUUCUCUAAAUAAAUCAACAAAAGAAGAAGGUGAACUGUUUGAAGCUGUGCUGAAAGAACCCAUCCAACCAGGAGACGUGACUGGGGCUCGGCUGCUUUUUGAGUCUAAACCAUUGAGCGACUUGGGGCGCUGCAACUCCGUCGAGGACCACAGCUUCCUUAAACUGAAAUCCGAGCUUCAAGAGCAGAAAGGAGACGUCCAGAAGACUUUAAAACUCUUCCAGGCAGAGCCGUGUUGUGCCAUCAGAGACAACAGUGGCAAUAUCCACGAGAUUAAAUCCAUCUGCAGGGAGGAGAUCAACAGCGGCAACAUCAGCACUGCACGCUGGCUUUUUGAAACCCAGCCUCUGGACCUGAUUAAUAAGGGAGCCGACGGGGUGAAAAUAAUUCGGGGUAUAUCUUUGGAAGAGGGGCACAGAGGAGGAGUUGAUCAAAAGAGGUGGAUGUUUGAAACUCAGUCAUUUGACACAACAAAAGAGGUCAUGGGAGUGGGCAGGUUUGAAGGGAUGGUGGCUGAAUGCGCAGCAGAGGCCGAUGUCGUGAACAAGAGGAAGCUCUUUGAGAUGCAGCCCUUGGCAGCACUAAAAGGAGACUCGGAAGAAAAGUCUUUGGAAAAGGAAGAAAUCAUUGCGGGAGAUGUCAAGACUUCUCUUUGGCUGUUUGAAACUCAGCCAAUGGAGACCCUAAAUGAUAGCUAUGAAGUUGGCCAUUUGAAGAAAGUUACCCUUUCCGCUGAAGAACAAGGAGAAGUCAAAGGCAAAAAACAAAUAUUUGAAAGCUGCAGCGUCCAAAAGACCACCUCGUUCAAGGAACAAGAGAUUGAAAAAGGCGACGUCAAAGGAUUCAAACAGCUUUUUGAAACUAUUCCUCUGAGCAAAAUUGCUCAUUCAGACGGAGAGACUGCUGAGGAAAAAGCUAUUGAAGCUGGAAACGUAAAAGGUAACAAGGCAAUGUUUGAGGCUACUCCUUUAUAUGCAAUAAAGGACAGCUCUGGAAACCUCCACACAGUCACAACAGUCAGCCGAGAAGAAAUAAUCAAAGGGAAGGUCCAAAAUUAUAAGUGGAUGUUUGAGACCAAGCCUUUAGAUGAGCUUGCAGAGGGAAAAGGAAAUGUCGAAGUGAUCAAAGGCAUCACUAGACAGGAGGAUACGAUGGGCGAUGUGAAAACGGCAAAGUGGCUGUUUGAAACCCAAACAAUUGAUGGGAUCCAUUCCAAGUUCAACCAGGCGGAGCAGGAUGCUUCUGUAGAAGAGGAGCAUCGCAAAGGUGACGUCAAAACAUGUAAAUGGUUAUUUGAGACGCAACCAAUGGACAUUUUGUACGACAAAUCUGAAAAAGUAAGCGACAAAGAAGCCAUUGACAAUACUGACGUCAAGUCCAUCACCUGGCUUUUUGAAUCACAGCCUCUGGACAGCAUCAAAGACGGCGAGGAGUACAAUUUGAAACUGUGCAACACAAUUCAGGAUUCUGUCCAAUCGGAGGUUGAUGUCCAAACAGUCAAACAUGUUUUUGAAACAGAAACCUUGGACAGAAUAAGAAAGGAUGCAAAUUAUGAACAAAAUGUGAGACGUGUCAGCCAGGUCAACUUUCAGUCCGGAGAUGUCUCAAGAGUCAAAGAACUUUUUGAAUCCCAGUCCCUCGAUGAAAUAGGAUUAGAAAUGGUGACAACAACUAAUGAGCUGAUCCAAGACGAACACCUUGAAAAGGGUUCGGUACAUAAAUUCACUUGGAUGUUUGAAAACUGUCCCAUGAACCAGAUCAACAAGGACAACGAUGAUGCAAACUUUCAGAGAGUCAGUGGGGAGGAGAGCGGGGAUGUGCAGAACAAAAAGUUUAUUUUUGAAACCUCCUCAUUGGACAAAAUCCACGACCAACCCCUUGAGCAGAAGUCAGACUCUGUAGAAGAACCUGUGAGCAAUGUUGACGUGAAGUCGAGUACCAUGAUGUUUGAGUCCCUGCCACGGUAUGCAAUCAGAGACAAAGAGGGACAAUUUCACGAAGUUACAACUGUGCAAAAAGAGGAGAUAAUGAGUGGUGAUGUGAGAGGCGCAAGGUGGAUGUUUGAGACGAAACCUCUUGAUGCCAUCAAGGCUGAGCAGGAAGUUUACGUGAUCCGAGCUGUUACCCAAGAAGACGUCAAGAAAGGAGAUGUCAAAUCAGCCAGGUGGAAGUUUGAGACACAACCUUUGGACUCCCUUACCAGCCGAGAUGAGCCCUCGGUCAGGGUCAUUGAAGACUUGGGAAGCAGUAAUGUGCAGCUCAAUAAACAGAUAUUUGAAUCUGAUCAGUCAAGUCAGAAGUUUAUGCGGAUGGUUAGUGUCACUGACGUCCAACAUGGAGAUGUCAGGACCUCCACAUGGCUCUUUGAGAAUCAGUCGAUUGACAGUCUGAAAGGUGAACCUCAGGAGCAAGGCCCGGUAAAAACGGUCCACAGAGAAGACAGCCAGAAAGGAGACGUGAAACGCUGCACUUGGCUAUUUGAAUCACAGCCACUGGACAAGAUCAAGGAGCCCGAGGACGCCUCAGUGCAAGGUACCGAGGAGGAGAUACCAAAAUCUGAUGUGAGGUGUACUACCUGGCUCUUUGAGACCACUCCUCUGGACAAAAUCACUGGAAACAGUGCUGCUGACACCCUGUCCUAUCUGUAUGAAAUGAGCUUCCUUCACUCAAGCGGCAUCAUUAUCGAAGCAAAUGAGAGGAGAACUGUGAACAUGGCAAAAUAUCUGCUUGAGAGCAAUAAGGGUGUGCAAAUCCAGAAUGAAGAGGUUGUUGGGGGCAACAUCAGGAACAUUAUGAUACAACUCUUACUCAAACCAACCCUUAAGCCCGAAGUAAGUCUUCUUAGAGAAGUGGAGAAAGGUAAAGUGAAUACCACAGUAGUGGAGCUCCCAGUCUACCAAUCAGCCACAACUAUCAAUAUCGAGAAGGAUCAAAGAAUACAAAACAUCAUCCAGAUGAUUGAUGAACUGCUCAUUCAAGAUAAGGAUUUGAAAAAAGGACUCAUAAUGCAAGAAACUGCAGGAGGGCAAGGAGAGAUGUCAGUUUAUUCCCUAAUCUGCAACUCCGAAACCAAAACCGAGAGUCACGUCAUAGAGAGAGGAGAUGUAAAGUCUACGAUUGGAAAUCUGUUAGCUACUGCCAACAGUCAGAGGACUGCAGCGUCGUGUAGAGUGGAUGAAAACGAAAAGGGAAAUGUGAAUUUGUUCAAAAGUUGCAUUGAGAAAGGAGAUCUGCAUUAUCUGAAAAGUCUUCACACUGACGCAUCAGGAGAUGAGGUCGAUCACAGCCCUCUGGCUGAGGAGCACAUUGAAAUAGUUCAGGGGGAUGUGAAGGAGGCAAAGAGAAGUCUCUGUCAGCAGAAAGAGCAGGUGGAGCGAACUAUUUCUGACGUUUUACCAGGGGAUGUAAAGAACACCAAAAAGGUUUUUUCGUCAGAGUGCUCUGUCAAUGUUGAAAACUUUGUUCCAAAGGAAGAAAUAAUCCCUGGCGAUAUCUUAUCAGCAAAGCAACAACUUGCAGUAAAGCAACCUGUCAUGGUGGAUAAAGAGGAAAUAGUGUCUGGCGACAUCAAGGCGACAAUGCAGUCAUUAGAGCGUGCAAAGAAGCAGAGCAUGUGUGUGGAGCGGGAGAUCAUUACGCCGGGAACUAUCUAUGACAUGGACCUAUCGGGGCCUGAAACAGAAGGAAGCCAAGCGCAGAAAGAGGUCAUCAUAUCCGGAGAUGUGAAAGCAGCUAAAAAGUCGCUGGAAAUGGCAAAGCAGCAAAGCAUGCAUGUGGAGCGUGACGUCAUUGUCCCUGGAAAAAUAUACAACCUGAACGUCACAGCACAAGAGGAAAGCUCCUCUGCAGCGAUGCAAUCCACAUGUUCGUCUUCCUCCAGAUGCCAGCAAAUCAAGACUUAUCCAAAGGUCAGUGAGAAAGAUCAGGAAAGCCAUGUUUCCUUUGAGGCUUGUCAGCCAAUUAUAGUCAGUAACUGUGCACCAGAAUCACUGCCACCUUUUGUAAGUUUUGAGUGUAAUGGUCAGACAACAGAAGAUGAGACAGAAGAAGUUAUCAGAGGAGAUGUGAGGGCAGCUAUUAGGUCUCUGCAGAGUGCAGCAACAGAGCAGAAGCUCCUAGAUAAAGAAGAUAUUGUAAGAGGUAAUGUCCAGUUGGCUCUGCAAUCUCUUGAGAAGUCUAGUGUAAAUGUAUCCAAAGGAGACUAUAAAGCUGCAAUGAUAUAUAGGAAUUCAGGGAAGGCUUGUUCAGGGAGGAGCAAGCAGUGUGUUGUGGUGUCUAUGCCUCCAUCUGACACAAAAUUGUCUCCUUCAAUUUCAGUAACCUGUGAAGGACAACCACCCAUUACAACACAGAAUUCAACACCCAACCCUGUAGCAAAUGGAAACUCUAAAUCAUCCAGCUCUGUGCAUGUAACUCCACCUCCACUCCCGAUUAAGACAGGCGAGAAACCACAGGAGCAGAAGCCAGCUUUACCGCCAAAGCCACAAUGGACAAAAUCAGUAGUUGUGGAAGAACCGAAUGUUUUACGAGCUCCUGAAGUUGCUUGCCCGAUUAAAGACAGCAUCAAAAGUGCAGUGAUUUCUCCAAAACAAAUCAAACCUGCUGUUACACUGUCUCCUGAAGAAGCCAAAACACACAGCAAAAUCAGCAAAGAGACCUUGCAUGAAACAUCCCACAAAAACUGCACCAAAGCAUCGCAAAACUCAAAUAACACAAGUCCACCGACACACUCAAAGUCUCCAGACUGCCAAGUAAUGAUACAAAACAGCACUGAAGUGGAAAUGGAGAGAAAUGUAAUAAAGAAAAUCAACGCAGCUGAAGAAAUACAAAUGUGCAUGAAGAGUUACGCGGAAGAUGGUAAACAUGAGAUGAACAUGAGCUUGCAGGCUGCUCUACAAAACUUUGAAAGAAAGGAAACUCAAGACAAACAAGCCCCUUUGUUGUCCAAAAAGGUUAAAGUGAUAAAUGAUGUUAGUGACCAUAAACAAACUAACAAAACUGAUGCACAACAACAGAAAUCACCUGAGGAUGCACAGCAAACAAAGACCAAGACAUGCCAUGCACGGCAAAAUGACGAAAAGCAACCUGAAUUGGGGGACAAAGUUGUUUUAAGAGAGAAGAAAGUAAAAGAGACAGAUGACGAAAGACGACAAAGGCUCUCUGUCCACAAGGAGGAGAUCAUGAAGGGAAAUGUGAAAGCGGCCAUGGAGAUCUUUGAAAAUUUGAGGAAACGAGAGGAACUCAAAGAAAUCCUGUCUCAAGUGCAAGAGAUAGAAGGAGAGACCAGCAAUGUAGACUCCUUUAAGACAUUAUAUGAGACUGUCCCCGCUUGGAUGGUUUCCAGUGGAAAGCGAAGUAAAUUGGAGGAAAAGAAAGUUGAAGUAGAGACACAGGACGAUGAUCUAGAAAGCAUCUCCUCAGUUGAGACAGCGUUUGAAGAUCUUGAAAAGGCAAGCAAGGAAAUAAUGAAUCUGAAGGAACAAACGAUGGCAAAACUCCUUGACAUUGAAGAGGCAAUAAAAAAGGCUUUAUACUCUGUCUCUAAUCUGAAAUCCGAGGCUGACAUCACAGGGUUGUCAGGACUUUUUGACGAAUCUUUGAAAGCGGAGCAAAACUUUCAACCCGCCAACAACAUUAGGAAAAUAAGUAUUGGGUCAAGCAAGGCCAAAUCAGGGCAAAUCAAAGAGGCAUCUAAUGGGAAUACGCAAACAGUUUCGGAUUCAAAACAAGAGGUGCCCAGACACAAUAAGCCACUCAUCAGACAGUCCUCCUCCCAGUCUUCCCCAUCAUUCAUCUCCAUUCAUUCAGCUGCAAGAAAGCCUGCCGAACAACCGAAGUCACCCAUGUCAACUUUUAAACCAAAAACGGAGGUUGAUUCUGAUGGAAAUGGUGAUCUGGCACAAGAGUGUGCUGCUGUUGAAACCUCAAAGAACGGCAACAGUCCUGCACGACGCAAGGUCAGCGUGCUCGAAGUGAAAACCGUUCCAGAGCAACCUGCAGGAAUAGUUGGCAGAAAGACCGUCAGUGAAACAUACGAAGAGACCGAUGGCUUUGGCAACGUGUUUGUCUCUUCUGUGACUUCGACAUUUGUCACCAAACAGUCUGACAGCAAAUCGUCAGCGCUGUUUGAAGUAGUCGGGAGUCCAGCCAGAUACGAAGUCAUGACGUCCCCAUUAAUCCGAAGAUCUACGCGCCCUUUUGACAAUAAAGUGUUGAGCAACGAGGAAGGGACGGUGUUUGUAACAUUUAGCCAACCGAAGGAAAAGCACUAAAUAAGAUGAGCAGUGUGUUUCCUAGUCCUUUGAUUUUAGGAAAGCAGUUAUUCCAUUUGUGUAUUUAUUACUAUAAUGUGUUUUAAGGAAAAGGUUUUGUUAGUCGUGAAAAUGAUGAAGUAUUAAAAUGUUGACUUCUAAUGAAACAGCAUUUGUCUUAUAGAUUUUAUACUGUAACCACAUGAUAAAGUGUUAAGUUCUUUUAUUAAAUUUAAGCAUAUAGUUGAUACUGUUGUUCUGUUGUGUAAAUUGUUAAAUAAAUAAAAGUUUAAAAGAU
Messenger RNA from Plectropomus leopardus (leopard coralgrouper), 7301 nucleotides. The record is from RefSeq and is a predicted model, not a curated record. Lineage: Eukaryota; Metazoa; Chordata; Actinopteri; Perciformes; Serranidae.